AUGGCCAGGGUUACGACACCGAUGAGUUCUCUUAUCGUACGGCUGAUGGCAAGUGUGACCAUCCCUCCGAUGAGUCCGUCGGUAGCCAAGGCUCCUUUAUUGGCCGGAAUAUGCCUCCAUGUACUUCUCAGUACGGUGUUACCGAUGACUGAAUUGAUAGGGAAAGAAGAAGGAAAAGGGACUUCAAGAAUCAGGUUUGAGCAGUUGCUAGUUUCAAUGAGACACCAAUCUUGUGGUGCAUUGACAUUGUGGAAUUACCCUAAUUGGAUGAGGAAUCUUGUGGCUCAAGAUAUUGAUGGAGAAGAUAGACUUGGCUGCCUUGGAAAAGAUCGGGAGAGAGGAGUUCCUCGAUACAACGAGUUCAGAAAGAAUCUACUGAUGAGUCCAAUCAGCAACUGGGAAGAUCUAACAGAUGAUGAAGAAGCUAUCAAGGUUUUAAAGGAAGUGUACGGAGGGGUUAUAGACAAGCUUGACCUAAGCGUGGAACUGCACGCAGAAAAGAAGAUCAAAGAAUUUCCCAUUAGUGAAACUGCUUUUUUCAUCAUCUUCCUCGUUACCUACAGGAGGUUAGAAGCAGUGGCGGAUGUACAGCCAACAAGUGUGGGACAUCUGCCCAUAUGA
Molecule: messenger RNA, 621 nt
Organism: Eruca vesicaria subsp. sativa (arugula)
Lineage: Eukaryota; Viridiplantae; Streptophyta; Magnoliopsida; Brassicales; Brassicaceae
Source: the annotation of a GenBank genome assembly